GGGGAGUGUGGCACUGAGCCGGCUCAGGCAAAGAAGCGGCACCAUGGCUGGCAAGAAAGUCUGCAUUGUAGGCUCCGGCAACUGGGGCUCAGCGAUCGCCAAGAUUGUGGGUAGUAAUGCAGCCCAGCUGGCACGCUUUGACCCUCAAGUGACCAUGUGGGUGUUUGAGGAAGAUGUCGGGGGCAGAAAGCUGACAGAGAUCAUCAACACACAGCAUGAGAAUGUCAAAUACCUGCCAGGACACAAGCUGCCCCCAAAUGUGGUGGCUGUCCCAGAUGUGGUCCAGGCUGCAACGGAUGCUGACAUCCUGAUCUUUGUGGUGCCCCAUCAGUUCAUUGGCAAGAUCUGUGACCAGCUCAAAGGCCAUCUGAAGGCGAAUGCCAUUGGCAUAUCUCUUAUUAAGGGGGUAGACGAGGGCCCCAAUGGGCUGAAGCUCAUCUCUGAAGUUAUUGGGGAGCGCCUUGGCAUUCCCAUGAGUGUGCUGAUGGGGGCCAACAUUGCCAGCGAGGUGGCUGAUGAGAAGUUCUGUGAGACAACCAUUGGCUGCAAGGACCUAGCCCAGGGACAGCUUCUGAAAGAGCUGAUGCAGACACCCAAUUUCCGUAUCACGGUGGUGCAAGAGGUGGACACAGUAGAGAUCUGUGGGGCCUUAAAGAAUGUAGUGGCUGUGGGGGCUGGCUUCUGCGAUGGGCUGGGCUUUGGCGACAACACUAAGGCGGCGGUGAUCCGGCUGGGGCUCAUGGAGAUGAUCGCCUUUGCCAAGCUCUUCUGCAGUGGCCCUGUGUCCUCCGCCACCUUCUUGGAGAGCUGCGGUGUUGCUGACCUCAUCACUACUUGCUAUGGAGGGCGGAACCGCAAGGUGGCCGAAGCCUUUGUCCGCACAGGAAAGUCCAUUGAGCAGCUAGAGAAAGAGAUGCUGAAUGGGCAGAAGCUGCAGGGGCCCCAGACAGCCCGGGAGCUACACAGCAUUCUCCAGCACAAAGGCCUGGUGGACAAGUUUCCCCUGUUCAUGGCUGUGUACAAGGUGUGCUACGAGGGCCAGCCAGUGGGUGAAUUCAUCCACUGCCUGCAGAAUCAUCCAGAACAUAUCUGAGCGAGGCCAGGGCCCAGGCGAGGCAGCUUCUUACCCCAGUGGAGACAGAUGGAAGUAUGGGCACCUCAUCACCAGGAUCUCCAGGACUCCCCAUGGAGCAGAGUCUUCUCAACUUUUCACUGGAGGACAGGAGGCUGUGGGGCCCAGCUACAUGCCUGGAGAUCCUGGACUGCCAAGCAGCCUGCAGCCUCUUACCACCAUGUUGCCAGAGAUGGAGUUGCCCUGUCCCUCUCCAGAUGUGGGGCUUUCUCUCUGUCCUCUGGGAGGGGUAGAAUCAAGCCCCAGUGCUGCCUACUUUGGGUUUGUGUACAUGGGGGAGGGUGGAGGGAGAAGAUGGCAGGGCAAGGGCCACAGUUGCUGCCUCAGACAGACUAGGAAUCCUGUCCCCAAGCCCAGUUAAGUGGCUAAAGAAGUCCCUUAGCCCCAGGAGCGAUGAGGCAAGGGCUGCCAGGGAGGGGCCUGGGCUUUUGAGAUGACAUAGGCCCCAGGGACCCUUGGCUGACCUCUGCUGUGCCCCACACAGCAUCAAUGGAUCUCAGUGUUUGUUAACAAAAUACAAAGAUCUCAAACAA
This is a messenger RNA of Cynocephalus volans (Philippine flying lemur), 1665 nucleotides long. RefSeq names its product glycerol-3-phosphate dehydrogenase 1 (gene GPD1). Bases 44 to 1093 code for a protein of 349 amino acids. The transcript has 8 exons. Lineage: Eukaryota; Metazoa; Chordata; Mammalia; Dermoptera; Cynocephalidae. The record is from RefSeq and is a predicted model, not a curated record. Gene Ontology annotation, molecular function: glycerol-3-phosphate dehydrogenase [NAD(P)+] activity; protein homodimerization activity; NAD binding. Gene Ontology annotation, biological process: glycerol-3-phosphate catabolic process; carbohydrate metabolic process. Gene Ontology annotation, cellular component: cytosol; glycerol-3-phosphate dehydrogenase (FAD) complex.